AUGAGUGUUGAACCACCAGCUGAUGUCAAGACUGGGUCUCCAGCGGAUGUGAUGGGAUCAGGCCCUAUUUUUCCACAUUUGCAACAACAACAACAACAAAUAGUGAUCGAAAAUUCGAAGAUCGAUUACGAUGCCGAGGCAAAGAAGUUAGAGGACAAAGCCAGCAGGUUUUUGGCAAAACAGACGCACCCUGUUAUCAUUCCUUCAUUUGCUGCCUGGUUUGAUUUUGAUGAUAUCCAUGAAUUGGAAAGAAGAGCGUUGCCAAGUUUUUUCAACGAAUCGUCUCGUUUCAAGACUCCAAAGGCGUAUAAGGAUGUUAGGAAUUUUAUGAUAAACACAUAUAGGUUGUCUCCUUAUGAAUACUUGACAGUGACUGCCAUCAGAAGAAAUAUUGCUAUGGAUGUGGCAUCUGUUUUGAAAAUUCAUCAGUUUUUGGAGAAAUGGGGUCUAAUUAAUUAUCAAAUAGAUCCAAGAUCUAAACCAUCACUUGUUGGUCCUAGUUUUACCGGUCAUUUCCAGGUGGUACUUGAUACACCUCAAGGUUUGAAACCGUUCGUACCACCAGAGGUUACUGAGGCCGAAACGACUCCCGUAGGAUCAACGCCUGCAGUAGCAGAUGAUGCUGCGAAUGCCACAGCGGAGUCUGCAGAUGAUAACAAAGAGGAAAAGAAAUUGGAAUUCAAACGUCCAGAGCCAUUCCCAGUCAAUCUUUCUUUAAGAAAAAAUGUCUAUGAUACAAUCCAUGACUUCAAUGCUUUACGUCAACUCAAUUUACAAGCAAGGCAAAUCAAUAAACAAUACGUAUGCUUCAGUUGUGGUAACGAUGCCACUACAAUUCGCUACCAUAAUCUAAGAUCCAAAAAUGUCAACAUCUGUUCGCGCUGCUUCCAAGAAGGUCACUUCGGUGCGAAUUUUCACUCAUCAGAUUUUAUCAAGUUGACCGAAAACAGUACGGUAAGCAACAGUUCCUGGACCGACCAAGAGCUUUUAUUAUUAUUAGAAGGUUUAGAAAUGUAUGAAGACAAAUGGGACAAGAUUGUAGAUCAUGUUGGUGGAACGAAGACGCUAGAGAUGUGUAUUGAAAAAUUCUUAAGCUUACCUAUUGAAGACAAAUAUAUCAAUGAAAUAUUACCUACUCAAGGCUCUGUAAAGCACAAUCGUGAGAAGCCUAUAAGGACUACAGAUGCAAUUGAUGCAACUAUAAAAUCGCUACUUGAUGGACUAAACGAUAAAGUGUUACAUGAAGACGUUCCGAAAUCUGCAGAAAGGAUCUCAAAAAAGUACAUAGAAGAAUCGCAAGUUGUUGUACAAGACCUUGUCGAAAACACAUUGGAUAAGCUGGAUUUCAAAUUCCAGAAACUUGAUCAGCUAGAAAAAUCCAUGAAGGCUGAAAGAGAAAUUUAUCUCAAGGAGACAGAGAGGUUGGUAAAUGAAAGAUUAAAGCUGACCAAACAAAUAAAAGACAUAAACUCGCACUUAGCUGAACUACAGAUCACUAAGAGAAUUGUAUUAUCAUCAGACCAGAAGAGUGAAACUGAUAUCUCCCUAAUGGAGAAAGCAGAUGUCGAAGGUGAGACCGAGUUAAAGAAGAAUGAUGAAAUCGACAUUCAAAGUAUUUCUAAAUCUGAACCUCAGUUAUAUACCAAAUGGUCCCUAUAA
Kluyveromyces lactis is the source of this 1659-nucleotide messenger RNA. It is a transcript of the gene RSC8, whose product is annotated as Rsc8p. Gene Ontology annotation, biological process: positive regulation of DNA-templated transcription. NCBI's taxonomy places the organism in Eukaryota, Fungi, Ascomycota, Saccharomycetes, Saccharomycetales, Saccharomycetaceae. The record is from RefSeq and is a predicted model, not a curated record. Gene Ontology annotation, molecular function: zinc ion binding; histone binding; DNA binding. Gene Ontology annotation, cellular component: SWI/SNF complex. The transcript has a single exon. The coding region runs from base 1 to 1659 and encodes 552 amino acids.